Molecule: messenger RNA, 1138 nt
Organism: Chaetomium fimeti
Lineage: Eukaryota; Fungi; Ascomycota; Sordariomycetes; Sordariales; Chaetomiaceae
Exons: 1
Coding region: 269-943 (224 amino acids)
Source: RefSeq, a predicted model, not a curated record
UCGGUCUCUUGUGACUUUGCCAAGGCGUCACGAAUGCGAGCCAGCCGUGGCCUCAGCGAAAGCCCAAGGGCAAGCCAAGCUGAGAGUGGGCCAAGACGGAGAACGCCAAGUUCUCGCCGGUUGCCGAGUCCCCACUUGGACGGGACGAUCAUGCUCCACUGGGGACUUCUUCCCGAAAGAAGCAUAGCCGCAUUGAUGUCGGUUCACUUUCUGACGAACAUUGACCGUGAGGCGACAUUCGUCCCGCCGUCCUUUCGCCCUUUACCAGAUGUGCCAGAGCAUCAGCGCAUCACGGAUUGGAUCUCGGCACCGAGACUCCCUCCUAAGAGGUCGCAACGAGGCCGUCGACGCGGGCAGGCUCACCGCCUCGCCAGCACGAACGGAGAGCAAAAGGUACAUACGACCAGUUGGAUUGGAAGCACGGGAUGGCGGGGCUGCUUGGUGCUCGAAGCUGGUCUCUGCUGACUGUCCCCUGCGGUGGUAUCUGCGCAUCACAGCGGUUCUUGCGGGUCCACGACUGCUGCACAACGUGAGAAGCAGGAUGCCCAUCGUUGUCUCUGUGCUAGGCUCGCGGCUGGGCGGUUCUCCUGCGGUGUUCGUUGGAAGGUCUUCCUCUUCCAUCAGCGCCCUGCGGAGAGCGGGCCAAAUGCCGAUAAGCUUCUCGAAACCAGGCAGUGUGUCUUGCGGAUUAGCCUUACAGUUUAAGCGGCAUUCAACCUCUUCCCCGCCAUUUUCCAUGGGGCACAGAGGGAAACCGGGAAUCAGGGUCACAUCCAUCCAACCACGGGUGCUGGCGAACCAUGUCUUGCCGUGUCAGACGGGGACCCUUGGCGGCACUCACACGCCAUUGUUUCAUUGGUGCCUCUCCAAAUCCUCUGUAACGUCGAGUCUGCUGGGCUUGCCGUGGUGGAGCGUACCACAGCAGAGGCAAAUUCCUUUUUAACAUCGAGGUCCGUUGUGACGCGUUCUUGGUCUGGACUCGGUGAUUCAGGGCCCACGCUCGAGCGAGUUCCAAGGAGAGUGCGCAUAUUCGAAUCGUUCCGGAGAGAGGCGGCAGUUUUUGUCGAUGUACGAAAGAGGCGCACAAGUCAACACGUCUCUUACACAGUAAAGAACCACCCCCUUCCCCACUAGUUUU